GAGUACACUUUCCAGCAGCAGGUCGUCCGUGCCGAGAACGAGCACCGGCGUGCGAGGGCCAUGCUGAGCGACGAGUACUUCGAGAUCCAGAGCGAGCUGGGCCGCGCGAUCCAGGUUCGUUCGGAGGUGGCUGAGAUCGGCGUGCUGCGUCAGCGUGUGGUGGACGAGGCCCAGCAGCACGGUGCGGAAGGCGAAGUACUUCGACGGGCGCGGCAUGUGCUUGAAGUGAGCAUCGCGACUUGGUGGCAGAGGUCGCCGUGCUGCAUAACCAGGUUUGACAACGUGGUGAACAGCACGAAGGUGAUCGUCUUCGUCUCCAGGGUCCACGACGCCGCGCGCUUGGCGGAGGAGCGCCAGCGCCAGGCUGACGAGUGCCGGCGCGAGACUGACGAGUGCCGGCGUCAGGAGCGGCAGGAGUGCGCGUUGGCUGGCGCCGUCCAAGAGGAGAUCCAGGAGAUGGCCGACCGAGAGGUGCUGCUGCGCGCGGAGUUGCGGCGUGCCCAGCAUGAUGUGGGCCAGCUUCGGCGUUGCGUGGCAGAGCUGGCCGAGAGCAGCGCUACCGGCGACGUGUGCGAGGGCGAGAUCGCCGCGCUCAGGGCUAAGUCUGUCAAGGACGAGGAGGCCAUCGAGGCUUUGAAGGAGGACGACGCGGCGCUCGAGGUGGCAUACGACGAGCUCGAGCGCAGCUACUACGAAGACGAGUGGGAGCAAGAGGAUCACCAGGAGGCGGCCGAGGCGGACCAGCAGCCAGCGACGCCGAGAGGCCCAGCGGCUUCGAGCGCGCCUGCUGCCGGCGUAUCGCCGACGCGCCAGGGCGAGGACAGGCCGCCUGGUCUUGGCACAGGGCUGGUGAACUUCGAGCUGGUCGCGCUCCAGGAGAUCGUCAAGGGUGUGGCCACGUCAGUGGCUGGGCGCACGGAGGCCACGGUCGCCAACCAGGGUAACCACGCCGAGCUCCUCAAGAAGCUCCACGACGCGGCUUUGGAUUCCAGGAAGGGGCUGAAGGCCGACAAGCCCAAGCUGUCGGCUUCCUCGGCCGCGGUCUUGCACGACGAGCUGCGCGAGUUUCGCCUCUACAUGAACGACCGCAAGCUCUCGCACAUGGUGCGCUGGUUCACCUGGGCCCGCGCCGUCGCCACGGACCGCGCGAAGACGUGCAUCGAGUCCUACAUCAUCAUUCACUUCGGCAACGACGCGGGAUACCAGCGGGCGGUCGACUCGGGCGACGGCGCUUCCUGG
This is a messenger RNA of Prorocentrum cordatum, 1239 nucleotides long. The record is from the annotation of a GenBank genome assembly. Lineage: Eukaryota; Dinophyceae; Prorocentrales; Prorocentraceae.